This is a messenger RNA of Poecilia reticulata (guppy), 2364 nucleotides long. Its product is annotated as growth/differentiation factor 6-like. Lineage: Eukaryota; Metazoa; Chordata; Actinopteri; Cyprinodontiformes; Poeciliidae. Gene Ontology annotation, molecular function: growth factor activity. The record is from RefSeq and is a predicted model, not a curated record.
CAGACCCCGUGUAACAGUACCUUGCCCCGCAUCCUCGUCUCCACACCUCGUCCAAGAAGACGUCUGUGAAGAAACUGCCAUCUUUAUUCUUUUGGAACCAGCCUUGGCCUCACUCCACAUCCCAGCAUGUCUUUUGCGUUCAUUGGCAUGAUGAUACUUCUUGGUUUUUUGAAGACGACCGCAUUCGUCCUGCAUCCAUCCAAUGAGGAGCCUGCAGCCCCUGCUAUUUCUUCACGGUCUCAGCAAAGGUGCAAGGACGAGUCAUUGCAGUCGAUCAGGAAGGGUCUCCUGCGGGCUCUCAACCUGCAGGCUGAGCCACAGCUGCCUGCUGGUGGGAUAGACAGCGUCCGUGAGCAGUGGCAGAGAACAAUCGGCUUCAUUCCUCAGGCUGCAAAAAAGACGGCACCAGCCACUGAUUACUCUGUAUCGCAUGACAGUGGAAACAGAACGGGCCUGACGUGUUGCUCUGUGGCCUCCGAGGUCUCCAUGGAAGACCUUGGCUGGGACAGCUGGGUGAUCCAUCCUUUGAGCCUGACCUUUGUUCAGUGUGCCCUGUGCAACCCUGCAGAUGGCACCGCGCAAUGUCCCUCAUCCUCCUCCGGUGUCCAAGGUGCCAGCUCACUGGAUCCUUUGCCAUGUUGCCAUCCUGCCGUGCAGGAAACACUGAAUAUGGUCUACAUGGAUGAAACCGCCACCAUCAUCAUCUCCCCAAUCGAGGUGAACCGCAGCUGCGGCUGUGGUCCUGGCAACGGCCCACAGCCCAGCACAGAGUGAGCUGAAGUCUGUCCCGCAUGAGAUCCAAGCCACCUGGCAUAUCCAAAAUAUCUUUGUACACAGACUUGCUUUGUCAGAUGUUAAAUCACCCACCUGUACUGCCCUCUAUCUUAAAUUGUUACUCUGUGUACUCAGGGCUGAUCGUGGGAACCAAAGCAACGUCUCAGUUUUGCAUUCCUGCUGCUCCCGUAUACCAAAAACAGAUUUGUUGAGCCUGAACGUCUUGAAAAUUAGACCCUGCUUCUGGAAAAGACAACAAUUGGGAUCUUUUUAAAAAAGAAACAUUAUCUAGAUGAGAAAAUAUUGUCUUUUUUUUUUUAAAUCUCAGAUUUUUCAACAUUGUUAGCUGGAAAAGAACUGUGGUUCAGAUGUCAUCUAUGUAGUUGGUGCUCUCAAGUCAUUUAUUUAUAGCUGCUAACGGUUACUCUGUGUUCCCUCUAAAAAUGUGAGAGAGAGUCUUGCCAAAUACUUGACUGGCCAGUUUUAUUUCUUAACUGAAUUGUGAGGCCACCAUGGCUUCUUACGGGAAGGAUGUUGGUUUAUUCUCAGCAGGCAAACCAGGGUUAGAAAAAUAAGGGUGUAAAUUUUAUAGUGCCCUGUGAAGGCUAGAUUUAAAGUCUGCACGGCUACGGAGCUCUCAAAUUUAUUCAUCUUUCAGAAACCUUGUAAAAUGAAAAGCCUUGGUAUUUGAGGGAGGUUUAGCCAUAAAAUAACUGUACUGUGCACCAAUAACACGCAGUAAUGUAGUACAAAAGACAAUCUAAAAUGCAAGUGUAUUUAUUCACUUUUCACUAACUACAUAAGGGUUAAGAAUUAAAUUAAAACAUCAUUUGAAUACACUUAACUUGAUAAAAUUUGAUUACAAAAAACAUGAUUUUAGUCAGCACUGGGUGAACUUUUGAAGGCAUGCAGCUUUCGAGGAACUCUCCAUGUUUUUUAGAAUAAUUACACUGCGGUGUUUGUAUGUCCAAAAUGCUUACGGGAAAACACCCUACCAUUAAAACGUGGUUUUAAGGUUCACUUGGAUCCUAACAAUCCUUUGGCAAAGCACCAUUUCCAGAUUUAAGCUAUCCAAAGAACAUGUCCUCGAAAUUUUUCUUAAGCAAUUUUUGGUCAGUUUGACGUUUUCACCAUUGUUGCCAGAGUUAGGAUUUGGCUUAUUGUAAUUUUUAAUCAGCAAAACCUUCAAGCUUAUCCUAACUGGAAAGACAGUUAUUUCUCUGUUUGAGCUCUAAUGACAAAAACAACACUUAUUUUAAUAUAUACAUUCACAAAUUUUAAAUAGAUUUAAUGUUUUCUUCUGGGUACUUUUAAUAGCUUCUCGAGUAGUGACAAUUGUUAAUGAUUUCAGGGUUUUUUUUCAUUAUUUUUUCAAAAUUUUUAUUGUAGUUUUGUACUAACUUCACAAAGUUACCUCACAGUUGACGUCUUCCUCCCCCCUCCCACACACAGUGUGUAACUACUUUUAAUAAACACAUUUAGAUCCAAUGUUUAGGACUUUGCUUUGCUUUUGGAAUCAUUUGUAUCAAUUGUGUGAUUUCUUGCUCUUGAUUAUUUCAAUAAAAAAUGACUGCAAUGCUUUUAAACUCA